Messenger RNA from Rubroshorea leprosula, 2209 nucleotides. The record is from the annotation of a GenBank genome assembly. Lineage: Eukaryota; Viridiplantae; Streptophyta; Magnoliopsida; Malvales; Dipterocarpaceae.
AACUCUUGGGAUAGAGCGAUAUAAUUAUCCCGAUCUUGUUAUGUGGAAAGGCUCAAGAAAGUAUUUCCGUGCAGGCGGCUGGGAUGGCAUUGGAGCCAGUGGUGUACGCAUGGCAGAGCCACAUCUCUUUUUUACGGCCAAUGUCACCAUAAAUGAACAGGAGAUAUCCAUCAUCUAUUACCUCAAAACCAAUUCAGUGAUCGCAACAAUUGUUUUGAACCAAACUUCCAGCAGGCUGCAGCACACCAUAUGGAAUGAAGAAGCUAGAACUUGGGUAGUGUACAUUCAAUUUCCAACAGAUUACUGUGAUAACUAUGGGAUGUGUGCGGCAUAUGAGACCUGUCUCGACACAUUGAUACCGCCUUGUCAAUGUUUGAAAGGUUUCAAGCGGAAAUCACAAGAAUGGAACUCAGUGAACUUGUCUAAUCAGGGAUGUGUGCGCAAUAACGCAUUAGACUGUCAGAAAGGAGAUGGAUUUGUCAAAUUUGAGGGGUUGAAACUGCCAGAUACUGAACAUUCUUGGGUGAAUAGAAGUAUGGAUCUCAAUGAGUGCAGGGCUAAAUGCUUAGGAGAUUGUUCUUGUAUGGCCUACACAACCUUGGAUGUUAAAGAAAACAGAGGCUGUGCAAUUUGGUUUGGUGAGCUACUUGAUCUUAAGAAGGUCCAAUUUGCUGGAGAACAUUUAUACAUUCGAAUGUCGGCCGCUGAUUCAGGAGGAGAAAAUAGCAGGAGUGACGAAAGGCAAAAUGAAGAUAUGGAACUCCCAGUAUUUGAGUUAGAUGCAAUAUCGAAGGCCACCAAUAACUUCUCCUUGAGCAACAAGCUAGGACAAGGUGGCUUUGGGCCUGUAUACAAGGGUACUCUGCCAGAUGGAAAACAAAUUGCUGUGAAGAGACUUUCAAGCUGCUCUGGACAAGGAUUAGUUGAGUUCAAGAACGAAGUAGCACUUAUAGUCCAACUUCAACAUCGAAAUCUAGUAAAACUUCUAGGAUGCUGCAUUGAGGAGAAAAUGCUGAUUUAUGAAUAUAUGCCCAAUAAAAGUUUGGACUUCUUCAUUUUUGGGCUUGUCUAUUUACAUCAAGAUUCAAGAUUGAGAAUCAUCCAUAGAGAUCUCAAACCAGGCAACAUUUUACUUGAUGGUGAAAUGAAUCCCAAAAUUUCAGAUUUCGGCAUGGCUAGAACAUUUGGAGAACAGUCCGAGGGGAGCACAGAGAGAGUGAUUGGAACCUAUGGUUAUAUGGCACCAGAAUAUGCUUUCGAUGGGCAAUUCUCAAUAAAAUCUGAUGUUUUCAGCUUUGGUAUACUGUUGCUAGAGAUAAUAAGUGGGAGGAAGAACAGGGGGCUUUACCAUCUUAGCCAUAGCAACCUUAUUGGACAUGCUUGGAGAUUGUGGAAAGAAGGAAACGCUUCUGAACUAAUUGACUUGUUUGUACUGGAGUCUUGCACCCUACCUGAAGUGUCAAGGUGUAUUCACAUUAGUCUCUUAUGUGUUCAGCAUCACCCCGAGGACAGGCCGAGUAUGUCAUCUAUUGUUUUGAUGCUGGGUAGUGAGAAUACACUAGUACACCCCAAAGAACCUGGUUUCCUUGUUCACAGCAAAUCACAGGAAACAAUUUCAUCUAGCAAGCCUGAAUCAUCUUCAACCAAUGAACUUAGCCUUGGUUAUAUGGCACCAGAAUAUGCUUUUGAUGGGCAAUUCUCAGUAAAAUCUGAUGUUUUCAGCUUUGGUAUAUUGUUGCUAGAGAUACUAAGUGGGAGGAAGAACAGGGGGCUUUACCAUCUCAGCCAUAGCAACCUUAUUGGACAUGCUUGGAGAUUGUGGAAAGAAGGAAACACUUCUGAACUAAUUGAUUCGUUUGUAUUGGAGUCUUGCACCCUACUUGAAGUGUCAAGGUGUAUUCACAUUAGUCUCUUAUGUGUUCAGCAUCACCCUGAGGACAGGCCGAGUAUGUCAUCUAUUGUUUUGAUGCUGGGUAGUGAGAAUACACUAGUACAACCCAAAGAACCCGGUUUCCUUGUUCACAGCAAAUCACAGGAAACAAUUUCAUCUAGCAAGCUUGAAUCAUCUUCAACCAAUGAACUUAGCCUGUCAAUGUUGGAGCCUCGAUAAUGGGUAAUCACUUAGAAAUUAUACAGCCCCAGUGAUGAAAAUAUUACUUAAUGAUGUUCGCCAAUGCAUGCUAUAUAUGAAUAUAACUUAAUUAAUUGU